Molecule: messenger RNA, 2937 nt
Organism: Drosophila sulfurigaster albostrigata
Lineage: Eukaryota; Metazoa; Arthropoda; Insecta; Diptera; Drosophilidae
Exons: 6
Coding region: 131-1825 (564 amino acids)
Source: RefSeq, a predicted model, not a curated record
CUCUAAUAAAGCCAAAGAAGAAAAGCAUCGCAAACGCAAAACUGUUGUUGUGGCAGUUGUGGCUGCGACAGAUGCAGCGUUGCAGCUUGCGGCAUGCCACAGGCAGUCGCUGACUGAAGUUCCGUUAAUAAUGUUGUUAAAACGCGAUGCGUUGAUAAGCGCUCUCGUUUUGACGCUCUAUUAUGUGGGCGUGGCUGUGGCCCACCACGAUCAACGUGAUUUUGUGACGAUGGGCGUCAAGAAGAGUCGACGUGGCAACACCAGAUCAUCAUCAGCGCCACAGCGAUUCGGCGGCAUGGCCAUCGAUGGCAUUGGCUUCCACUAUACGCUACGCUAUCAGCCGGGCUUCCACCUGCAGAAAUUCGCACAGCAAAUGGAGCCGGAGAUGACAAUGGCACCACCAGCACCACAAGAAAUGCCUGCCACAGAGAUGCCUGCAAUGCCCACAGAGCCAGCACCACCAGCGCCGACCACCAUGCCACCGGAUGAAGAGCCAGAGCCAACAAUACCCAUGCGUCCGACAACAGAGCCACUGCCCGAUCCACCACAGACAAUGCCACCAACUGAUAUGAUGCCCACUCCCGCUCCCUCUGAUAUGAUGCCAAUGCCAAUGCCAACACCUCGGCCUUCGAUGCGACCUUCAGUGCCGCCCACACCGUCGACAACACGCAGCUCCAUCAUGCAGCCGCAAACUUUUCCCGGCAAACUGGCGCUGAAGCUGAAGCAGCUCAUCUUUGGCUCACCAGUCGAAGCGAAUCUCAUACUGAAGCAGCCAAGCGCACCCAAAGCCAAGGGCAAGGGUUUCCUAAGUCUCUUCGAGGUGAUCAAGUUCCCCAACACCAAGUGCAGUGUCUCCAUGGGCGACAUACGCACCAUGGAAGGUGUUUGCUAUCACGAGUUCGAGUGCAAAAGUUUGGGUGGCAUUCCCACCGAGAGUUGUGCCGAUGGUGUCGGUGCCUGUUGCAUCUUUGUUAACGGUUGCGGCGAUGUUACCAGCCAACAGACCGUAUACUUCGAGAGUCCCAACUAUCCGCAAGCGGUGCGCGAAAUGAUGAUCUGUGUGCUGAUCGUUAAUGUGCGAAAAGGUGUGCAGCAGCUGCGACUCGAUUUCCAAAUGUUUGAGCUUAGUCGCCCCACCAAUGGCGAUUGCAUAGAUGAUCAAUUUAUUAUAUCAGGCCACAAUACUAAUUUUAAUAUACCUAUUCUCUGUGGCAUCAACACUGGUCAACACAUUUACGUACACGUCGGAGACUCUAAUGAGGGCAAAGUGUAUUUCUCGGUAUUUGUCAAGGUCUCUGGCGGUGGUCGCUCCUUCAAUAUCAAGAUAACUCAGGUUGAUGAUGAUCUGGCGCCAGAUAAUUGCCUGCAAUAUUAUAGCGAUGGUGAAGGGAUUAUCAAGUCCUUUAACUACGAUGCGGAUGGCAGCAUUGUAAGCAAUCGGGAGGCCACUUAUUUGAACAAUAUGAACUAUGCCAUAUGCUUGGCACGAUCCAAAAAUGUGUGUAGCAUCAGUUAUAAUACAGAGCAAUUGGGUGGCGAUCAGCCUGACUUUCAGAUCGUCAACAAGGAUGAAUCUGAGAAUGAUCUGGUUUCCGAUGGUCAGGCUGGCGCUGGCAUCUUCAAUUGCCCGGACGAUUUCAUAGCCAUCAAUUCGGUGCGGUUGUGCGGAGAGAGGUUCAACGAUGGCACCGAGAACGAGGAUUUCAACAUGCAUGCUACAGUGAGGGAUAUUGCCGCCGGACCCAUUGUGUUGCCCUUUCGCAGCGAUGCCGAAUAUGUGGGUCGCGGUUUUCGGCUCGUCUACAGGCAGGAAUUGUGUGUCUAAGAUGGAUACGCUAACGUAACGUUUAUUAUCGUUAUCGUUACGGUUACAGCUAUGGCUACGGUUGGAUUUACUGUUAGUGUUACUGUUAGCAGAUCAUAGACUGUGUGUAUGAUGACGAUGUUGUUUGCAUUAAAGUGUUUUUUUUUGUUGAAUAUGUUACGCUUCAGUCCAAAUCUUGAAUCCACUUGAGGCGCCUUUCGUUUGCGUUGCUAUGGGAAAACUUGACAUGCAUGCGACCAUUUCCGUUCCCUUAGCCAUUCCCAGUUGCCAGUUGCCAAGUUCCCAGGUUGGCUGUGUUAAUGUGUUUUAUGUAUUUCAAACGAUUUAGUUUUGGCCACGCCCCCCCUGAGCAUACAGCGCACAGCCGACUGGGCGGUCUGCAAGUUCGUAGUUCACAGUGUAUCGCGUUGGUGUCGGUUGACAGGUUUAUUUACAACAGAUUUUCAGAUUUUCCGAUUUUCAGAUUUCCCUGCUUGCUUCCUCCUCCUCCUCCUUGACAACUAUGACGAAAUCUAUAACUUGCCGCAUCGUCGCGACUUCGUUGCAAGUUGUCAGUUUGCCAGUUGCAAGUUGCUGUUGCAGUCGUUGCUAGGGCUGCUGUUGUUGUUGUUGCUGUAUGCGCUAUCGUGGUGUUGGUUUCUAUGCUUAAAUUUGUAAUAAAUUUGAUUUUUUCCUUUCGAUUGCGAAUUUUCAUUGUUGCUUUUGGCUGUCGUCGUCGUCGUCGUCGUCGAAGUCGUCGUAUGAUAAAGUCACAAUUAACCCACGCCUUUUUCGUAGCGGUACUCUUACAUAUAUUUGCAUAUCAUUUUGAUUGUUUGGAUCGCUGUCUGAGCCGCUGACAUGGUGAUGACUAAAAGUGUGCACCACCAACACCACAGCAAUGGCAACAGCAACAGCAACAGCAACAACAUAGACCACAUUGGCAACAUCGACAAGAAACCAGCAAUCAUAAAAUAGACAACAACAAAUAUUGCAUGCAAACGUUUUGAAGUUUGUCAUCAAAUGGCGUCUGAUGGUUGUCACCGUGGGACAAAGUUGCCAAAAGUAGAAGGGGGAAGAAAGAGAAAAUAGUUGGCAUUCAUUCACAAAAAAGAAAUUUAUUUCUAAAGAGA